Molecule: messenger RNA, 2215 nt
Organism: Euleptes europaea (tarantolino)
Lineage: Eukaryota; Metazoa; Chordata; Lepidosauria; Squamata; Sphaerodactylidae
Gene: ZBTB1
Product: zinc finger and BTB domain containing 1
Exons: 1
Coding region: 16-2142 (708 amino acids)
Biological process (GO): regulation of immune system process; regulation of cytokine production; negative regulation of transcription by RNA polymerase II
Molecular function (GO): protein binding
Source: RefSeq, a predicted model, not a curated record
UGAUACAAGCUCAAGAUGGCAAGAACUAGCCACAGCAACUAUGUCCUGCAGCAGCUCAACAACCAAAGAGAGUGGGGAUUCCUGUGCGACUGUUGCAUCGCUAUCGAUGACAUCUACUUCCAGGCUCACAAAGCGGUCCUGGCCGCUUGCAGCUCUUACUUCCGGAUGUUCUUUAUGAGCCAUCAGCACAGCAUGGCCCAGUUGAACCUGAGCAACAUGAAGAUCACAGCCGAAUGCUUCGAUCUCAUUUUACAGUUUAUGUACUUAGGGAAGAUCCUGACAGCCCCGGCCAACUUCGAGCAGUUCAAACUGGCGAUGAGCUCUCUGCAGCUGUACAAUGUGCCGGAAUGUUUAGAAGACAUCCAAGACACCCACUCGUCGGGCUUGCGGUGUUCCUCGUCCGCUUCCAGCUCUCAAAAUAGUAAGAUGAUCUUCGGCGUGCGGAUGUACGAAGACACGCCAACUAGGAACGGGAGCGAAGCGAACAGGUGGGGUGUGGAGCCGCCGAGUUCGACGGUGAGCACGUCCCAUAGCAGGGAGGUCGACGAGGAAGCUAUGCAGCUGAGCAAUUUCCCCGAGCAACUCUUGGAUGGUUGGAAAAGGAGUGCUGUGCCCAAGCUGUUGAGCACCAAAGACCGGGUGUCAAACUCGCGGCGCUUUGGAAGGAGCUUCACCUGCGAUGGCUGCGGGUUCAGUUUCAGCUGCGAGAGGCUGUUGGACGAGCACAUCAUGUUGUGCACUAACAGGCAUUCCUAUCAGAACGCCAAAUAUUACGAGGCCGAAAAGAAUGACUUUAAAGAGGGAGAACCCACUUCUAAAAUGCCAUCGUCUCAAUCGGACAAACAUAAAGGAAACACAAGCCAAGCCGAGGAGGGGUCUUCAUCGCCCGUCUCCACCGUAACAAGCCGAAAAGGCAGCGCUGUCUCAUCGGAGCCGUUGGGCGAAGAGCGAAGCAGAGCCUCCGAGAGGAAGAGGAUUAUCGUCAAGAUGGAGCCCGCCGACAACCACAUAGACAACCUGAAAGAGUUUAACAUCAUUAAAGUGACAGAUGGAAACGAGUCCACUGACAAUGAUGAGCUAGACGAUGAUGAGACAGUUUACAGGUACUACAUUGAGGAAGAGGUCAACGAAAGCAGGAGGGUCAGAAAAGCUCUCUUGAAAGCCCAAGUGCCUAUGGACGAAGAUGACAGGAAAUAUCUGAGAAACACGAGAGCCCUGAACAACAAAGUCAGCCCUGAUAAGGAGGAUUCUGAAAACGCGUCCUGCGAACUGUGCGGGCUGACAAUAACAGAAGAAGACCUCUCUUCGCAUUACUUAUCCAAACACAUAGAGAAUAUAUGCGCGUGUGGGAAGUGUGGCCAGAUAUUGGUCAAAGGCCGACAAUUGCAGGACCAUGCGCAGACGUGCGGAGAGCCCCAAGACCUGUCAACUAAUGGCUUAAGAAACGACGAGGAGAAACUGGACUUGGAAGAGACCUCAGAGGAACAAUCCGAAAUGCAAGAGAUGAUGUAUGUGGAAAUGCUGGACGAGUUUGGGGACGGCCAUUUCCAGAUGAACAGCCUUCCGAAGAAACAGCUGUACAGAGAUUCGGCCUGCCCUUUCCGGUGUCCUAACUGCAGCCUGCGGUUUGAAACAGAAAACUUAGUGGUUGAGCACAUGUCCAGCUGCCUAGAGCACGAUCUGUUCAAGAACACCAUGAUGGAAGAGAACGAGAGGGAUCAUCGCCGCAAACAUUUCUGCAGCCUUUGCGGGAAAGGGUUUUAUCAGCGCUGUCACUUGCGGGAACACUAUACCGUGCACACCAAGGAAAAACAGUUUGUCUGCCAGACGUGCGGGAAGCAGUUUCUACGGGAACGCCAGCUGCGCCUUCACAACGACAUGCACAAAGGCAUGGCCAGGUACGUCUGCUCCAUUUGCGACCAAGGAAACUUCCGGAAACAUGAUCACGUACGGCACAUGAUAUCCCACCUGUCAGCCGGAGAGACUAUCUGCCAGGUCUGCUUUCAGAUUUUCCCCAAUAACGAACAGCUGGAGCAGCACCUUGAUGUUCACCUAUAUACCUGUGGUGUUUGCGGAGCCAAAUUUAACCUGAGGAAAGAUAUGAGAUCUCACUAUAAUGCCAAGCAUUUGAAACGAACAUGAGCGCAGAACAAAUUGGUGAACGCAAAAGAGAGCACCAAAGCAAGCCACCAAUAGCAUGGAAAUGAAAUUAAAU